CACAGUUUAUUUUGAUGGAGGGUUGGCUUAACGUUCAAUUUGGUAAUCUGUGAUUAGAAAUGGAGAUUAAAGUGUUCAGUGUCGUAUGUAUGUGGCUUACAACAUCGAUGGUAAAUGGUGACCUGUUCACAAAAGCCACGAAGAGUAAGACCCUUGAAGAGGAGAAGGACGUGCGGAACAGUGUGUUUGACUUCAUCAUCGUGGGCGGAGGAACUGCCGGCUGCGUGCUGGCUAACAGACUCUCUGCCAACCCUGAGUGGAAGGUACUGGUACUAGAAGCUGGUCAAGAAGAGAACAUAGACUAUGACAUUCCCGGUGUCCCCACAAAGGAGUUUCGACCAAUACUCUGGAACUAUAGAACUGAGAGGAACGGGUUUUCCUGUUUAUCGAGACCUGGAGGCAGCUGUGAGGUUAAAACUGGCAAGGUCUUAGGAGGAUCCAGUGUAGUGAAUGAUAUGAAGUAUACUCGAGGGUCCAAGAAAGAUUUUGAUGCUUGGCACAGUAAUGGGGAGAUAGGAUCCCUUGAAUGGAAGUUUGAGAAUCUGGUAGAACAUUUCAAGACCUCAGAGGACAAUGGUGAUUAUGACAUUCUAAUGAAUUCAUUCUAUCAUUCCCGAGGAGGAGAAAUGCACGUCCAAAGAUUCAAACACAUGGAUCGUCAUAUGGAGCAAUUUCUAGGAGCAUUUGCAGAAAUGGGCUUCCGUUCGAUUGAUAUCAACACGAACGUACCGGAAGCGGCUAUUAACAACCAAUUUGUAAUAUCCAAUAAUACUAGAUUAAGUACAAAUACUGCUUUUCUAAAACCCGUAAGAAAUAGGAAGAAUUUAAUAGUCAAGACCGGAGCUAUGGUUACAAAACUGAUUAUUGAUAAUCAAGAAAAAGCUGUGGAUGGAGUUUUAUAUGAAGUUGAAAAAGGGAAAGAGCAACAGGCAUAUGCAAAGAAGGAAACUAUUUUAACAGCGGGUGCAAUUAAUAAUGUAAGAUUAUUACAUUUAUCGGGAAUAGGACCAAAAGAUGAAUUAUCUAAACAUAAUAUAUCUGUGUUCAUUGAUCUCCCCGUUGGUGCUAAUUAUCAAGAUCAAGUCACAACAGGUGGGUUAGCUUUUUCACUUGGUGAAAUUGUUGUUGAUGAAAAUCAAAUAAUAGAAGACUUUAAGACGUGGUUCCAAAAUCGGGGCGGACCACUCGCCUCAAGAGGAAUCAAUCAAAUAUCAGCAUUCAUUCAACUAUUUGAAAAUAAAAACGGCCCCAAUGUAGAGUUAGCCCUGGAAGGGAAUUAUAUUAGAAGUGAUAAGUUCAUGCUCACAAAUGUAAGUGUGCACACAGCAGAAGAAUCCAGCUUACCCUUACCAUACUAUAAUUUAGUAAAUAUAAAUCCAGUACUACUGAAACCAAAAAGUAAGGGCAAAGUGACAUUAAAUAAAAGAAAUCCAAAAUAUGGUCGACCUGUAAUUCAAGCAAAUCUGUUAAAGGAAUCCGAAGAUUUAGAUGCGUUAAUCGAUAGUGUUGACAUUGCAUUACAACUUCUGAAUACAAAGGAACUAAAAAAGGCUGAAGUAAAAUUAGCUCCACUAGAUUUAUUUCCUUGCGACAGAUUACAGAACAGAGAUCAGUGGAAUUGCAUAGCAAGACAUUAUACUAAAGCCUUAGGAAAUCCUAUAGGAACGUGUCGUAUGGGAGGAAAUAGGACAAAUUCGGUGGUGAAUUAUGAUCUCAAAGUUUAUGGCAUUGAAAGACUGAGGAUCGUCGAUGCAUCUGUGAUGCCGACACACGUACGAGGUGGGAUUUUUGCUCCUACGGUAAUGAUUGCAGAGAAGGGCAGUAAAAUAAUAAAAAAAGACUGGAAAGAAAAUAAAGGUAAUUUCCUAAGAAGAUAG
This is a messenger RNA of Maniola jurtina (meadow brown), 1877 nucleotides long. RefSeq names its product glucose dehydrogenase [FAD, quinone]-like. Bases 60 to 1877 code for a protein of 605 amino acids. The record is from RefSeq and is a predicted model, not a curated record. The transcript has 4 exons. NCBI's taxonomy places the organism in Eukaryota, Metazoa, Arthropoda, Insecta, Lepidoptera, Nymphalidae. Gene Ontology annotation, molecular function: oxidoreductase activity, acting on CH-OH group of donors; flavin adenine dinucleotide binding.